CAAUGUCAGCUACAUCGGGCGAUUGGCGGGAUACACCCUGGGUUGGAGACUAUGUGUGGAAAAACCAACAACGUGGCUUUGAUACCUGGGGCGUUCUGUUCACAGAUGAACAGGCUGAGUUGGUUUUAUUGAGUGUCAAAGCAGCAGCAGCAGCAGCAGAGCAACAGCAGAGCAGCAGCAGAGCAACAGAGAUGACUUCAUUGCAGCAGGUGAACCCCAGAGUGCUGGCGAUCAGAGAGUCCACAGGUCUGCAGACUCUGGCUGCUCACAUCACACAGCAGAUCACACAGGGAGGAAAGAGGCCGUUCCAGAAGGUGACUGAUGUCAGUUCACAUGAUCCCCAGGAGGCAGGGAUGGCGCCCAUCUCAUUCGUUCGCCAGGUCUUGGCAAUGUGUCAGUAUCCUGAGCUCCUCAAGGACGAACACUUCCCUCUGGAUGCCAGGCAGCGGGCACAGAAGCUUCUGGGGUGGUGCAGUGGAGGAAGUGUGGGUUCGUACACGCCAACGAGCAAUGGCACGCCACAGAUCCUGGAAACCAUUGCUGACUUCAUAACGAGGCGAGAUGGCGGAGUGCGUUCACAUCCAGAAAAUAUCAUCUUCUCCACUGGUUCUCAGAAAAUCUUUCAGCUCCUUUUGCACCUGAUGAGCUGUGGGUCCGGGGGAAGUCAGACGGGGAUGUUGAUCCCCACGCCUUGCCCGCACACGCUGCUCAGUCUGAUGGACGAGUCAGAGGUGAAGACGGUGCCGUACCAGCUCAUGGAGGAGCGAGGCUGGGCUGUGGACCUGGACAAGCUGCACCAGGCUUUGAAGGCUGCUAGGGGGCACUGUGAGCCCAGAGCCAUUUACAUCUGCAACCCAGGAAACCCCACAGGUCAUGUGCAAGACAGGGAGACGAUAGAACAAGUGAUCCGAUUUGCUGCAACAGAGGGUCUGGUGCUGUUGGCUCAUGAGGUGCACCAGGACAGUGUGUAUGGGCAAGACAAACAGUUUGUUUCCUAUAAGAAAGUCCUGUUUGAGAUGGAAAAGAAGUAUUCCGAGGCAGUGGAGUUGAUCUCCAUCCAUUCCAUAUCGACAGCCUGCGCGGGAGAGUGUGGUCUGAGAGGAGCUUACAUGGAGGUCGUCAACGUCGACCCGCCCAUCAUGACGUACGUCAAGCGUCUGCAGAUCACCACGUGUCCGCCGGUUCUCUCACAUUUCGCUAUGCAUUUAAUGGUCAAUCCACCCACACCUGGAGAUCUGUCGUAUGGCAAAUAUGCGCAGGAGAUUCUCCAAAGACAGAAAACACUGUCCCAGAAUGCUCGGCGGGCGUGUGACUUUCUGAACGCUUUACCGGGGAUGAGCUGUCAACCGGCGAUGGGCGGAGUCUUUCUUUACCCUCGUCUGCAGUUAUCGAGUCACAUGAUUGAGGAGGCAAAGACAUCAGGUGUGGAGGCAGAUGUGUUUUACUGUCAGAGGUUUCUGGAAGAAGAAGGCGUGUGUUUGGGACCAGGCUGUGAGAAUGGACACGACGAUCAAAACUACCACGUCAGGUUGUGUGUCCUGGUUCCUCCUGUGUCUCUGGACCAGGUCCUGGCUCGUCUUCGGUCUUUCCACCUGCGUCUGCUGGAAGGUUCUCACUGAUGGAAAAGACAAGCAUGGUUUUCAUGGUUUGUGUCUUCUGACAUUUGUACUUUCAGGUACAAUAAAGUUAUUUCUUGAUCUUGAAAAAUAUGAAAA
Messenger RNA from Solea senegalensis (Senegalese sole), 1715 nucleotides. RefSeq names its product alanine aminotransferase 1-like. The transcript is spliced from 12 exons. Gene Ontology annotation, molecular function: L-alanine:2-oxoglutarate transaminase activity; pyridoxal phosphate binding. The coding region runs from base 3 to 1619 and encodes 538 amino acids. The record is from RefSeq and is a predicted model, not a curated record. NCBI's taxonomy places the organism in Eukaryota, Metazoa, Chordata, Actinopteri, Pleuronectiformes, Soleidae. Gene Ontology annotation, biological process: biosynthetic process.